AUGCCUGUAGUUGUAAUGGAAAACAUUAUUGGUCUUUUGGAUUUCCGAUCAGUCCUUACCCUUCGCCAAGUUUGCCGUGAUUUCUGGAAUUUUAUCGAUGAUUUGAAGGAUUCCAAAUUGCCAGACUCUAAACUCAAAGGACUGACAUUAACAAUAGUUGAUCCAAAAUUCCUAGUAGAACUUAAUUUUCGUCCCAGAUUUUUCGCUUUUGAAACUGAUGAAAUUUCGAAAACUGAGCAAUGGAAAAUGGCCAAAGUUUUCGCAGAAGAUGUGAUUCAUCUCAAAGAAUGUUUCAUGAAAUCUUCAACUUUCAAAUAUUGUUAUCUGACAAUGAAUUCGCCUACAUCCGAAAUUGAAGAUUUUGUCAAAUUAUGGGGACCGUCGGAUGUUUCUGGAACGGAUGAAAAAUGGUAUUUUCGAAUGGUGAAUUCUGAUAUUUUGGUGGUCAGUGUCGAACUGGAGGACACAUGGCCAUAUCGAACAGAUUUCAAUUUAUUUCGUAAAAAAAUCAGUGAUAUUGAAUCUGAUAGAGUAUUUAUUCACGAUUGA
This is a messenger RNA of Caenorhabditis briggsae, 549 nucleotides long. Gene Ontology annotation, molecular function: protein binding. NCBI's taxonomy places the organism in Eukaryota, Metazoa, Nematoda, Chromadorea, Rhabditida, Rhabditidae. Gene Ontology annotation, biological process: innate immune response. Bases 1 to 549 code for a protein of 182 amino acids. The transcript has 5 exons. The record is from RefSeq and is a predicted model, not a curated record.